GAUUAAGCUUCCAUAGCAACGUAUGCUAACAACGAUACAUUUUGCAGCAUAAACACAUCAUCUGUCCUGAAUUUUGGUGAAUGAUUUAGUUUCAGUUUUAUCGUUUGUACUUCAUACACACAAAAUGGAAGGUCUACCUUUUUUACCAGGAAACAGCUUCAAAGAUCCGACGAAUAUGAGAUAUCAUAGAAGUCAAUCUUUGAAAUAUAGUAAUGGCUAUGCCCUACCAUUAAGACCUGAAGUUGGUAUCGGAGGUGUACCUAUUACCAGAAAUCAGCUAAAUGAAGCCGAAUUAGACGAACUUGCCAACUUUCAUCCAACUUUAACAUACGGACAAGCAAAACAAGCACCGCCUACUGAUUUUAUACCAUCUCAUGUAAAGUUAGACAAAAAGGUUUUAAGGUUUAAUGGUUAUUUUACUCAGACCAUCAUAGAAUCACCGGAUGAAACGUACCGUGUACGUCCUGUUGAAUUAUAUUAUUAUCUAGAAGAUGAUACUAUAGCUGUCUUCGAACCUCAUGUUGAGAACAGUGGAAUGCCACAAGGCAAACUAAUCAAACGUCAGAAGCUGCCUAAAGACGAUGAGGGUGGUACAUAUCAUUGGAGAGACAUCAAUAUCGGUAUGAACCUCACAUUCUACGGGAAAAUAUUCAAAAUUGUUAGCUGUGAUCAGUUCACACAGAAUUUCUUGGAGAGUGAAGGUAUAAUUGUCAACCCCUUGGAAUCUGUUCCAACCGAUCCUUACAUCGUACAGCGAAAAAAUGCCUCAGCAUUAAAAACAUUCAGCACACCAUCUUCCUUCGACAAGACUCGACAAUUCCUCGAGUUAGAUCGUAAAGUAUUGAGAUUGUUUUGUUUAUGGGACGACCAGGAUAGUAUGUUUGGUGAACUGAGACCGUUUAUUUUACAUUAUUAUUUAGUAGAUGACACUCUAGAAAUCCGUGAGGUUCACAAACCAAACGAUGGUCGGGAUCCGUUCCCUGUUUUGAUUGGUAGACACAAGGUACCUAAAAACCGUUCCGAUAUCAAACCAAGCUUUCCACUCAUCACCAUGGAAGUCACCGACCACGAGAUCAAGGAAUAUUUCACACCACGAGAUUUUAUGAUUGGUAAAACUGUCAUCAUUUACGGUCGAAGAUUUUUGGUGUAUGAUUGCGAUAACUUCACCAAGUCAUUUUAUUAUCAUAAUUUCGGUAUAACAGAUUUCCCUGCUGUGGACGUCGAGGGUAUGGCAAAGGAAUUGCCCAAAAUGGAAAUUCCACCUUAUAAUAAUUUCGGUUCCAUGGAAGAUUCUCUACAGUCCUGCUUAUCUCUGGUUCCUCAGCCACCUAAAAAAGACUUUAUCAAAAUGCUGGAAAACGAUCAUAAAGUUCUUAGAUUUGAAGCAGCUAUGGAUUCUAUGAAACCAGAAGAUAGAGGUCGAAGGUUCAUCUUGGCCUACAGAUUAGCAGACGACAUGAUGACCAUAUAUGAACCACCAGUCAGAAACUCAGGAAUAAUCGGAGGAAAAUUCCUUGAACGUACACGAGUGGCUAAACCGGGCUCUCAACCAGAUAAACCGUCCUUUUACGGACCCCAGGAUUUCUAUAUUGGUGCUGUUGUUGAGGUUUUCAAACAUCGCUUCAUUAUCACAUCUGCUGAUCAGUACGUUCUUAAAUACAUGGAAGAACAUAAAGAACAGUUCCCAGAACAGACAAUUGAAUCAUUAAGGCAGAAGUUAGGUGAAACCAUGAUCACGGUUGAUAAAACAUCAACAAAAGGCGGUCCAUUAACAGUGAAAAGAUCACCUGGUGAUUUAGAGAAUUUAGUAAGACAAGUAAGAGCUCAGUUAAAGAAGAUCGCCAUAACAGACAAAACACGGAUUGAUGAGAUGUUUUUACGAUACGAUACCGAUAGAACAGGUUAUAUUGAUGCCAAUAAUAUGCGAGAGUUAUGUCGUCGUCUGCAACUACCUACUGAUGAUGACGUCAUCAUUUCUCUGGUGUCUGAAUGUACCAAUAAUGUGGAAGGUCAUAUUGGCUUGGAAGAAUUCCGACGAUUUGUUGAAAGCUCGUAGAUGUGUGUAAAUUGUUUUGUUGCUAUUAUUUAUUGUAUAUAAAUCAUAUUAAUUAAACCCACGAUUACUGUGAUAUCAGCAUUAUGUAAUGUACAUCUUUUUUAAAACUAGUAACUUUUUCUGAAUUUUAAUGGGGUUGAUUCAUGCGUUCAUGGUGGGCUGUCACGAUUUUUCAGGAAGUGAGGGGUGGAGCGAGGACUUCCCAAGAAACUUUUGUAAAAUUGCCAGAGUAUGUCAUGGAUAUGGAACUUAAUGAGCAGAAAUUAAACCUUAGCAUUGAUCAAAAAGGGGGAAGGGCAGGAAUAUUGGGCUCUGAUAUAGCUGGCUUCGAAUGAAAAGUACAUAUAUAAAUAUUUAACGUCCAACCACUCUGGCAUCACUUUAUUUUUAUUAAGAAUAAACUAUUUCUGAAUUUUGAUUGGUGUUGACUGUAUUUUGGGUAAAUUAUUUGGAUGUAAAUGAUUGCUAUGUUCAUAUCAAUGUGUAUCAAGCCUAUAAUUAAUUGAGAUCAUGAAUCUACUGUAUAAUGGCAAAAUUUUUAAAUUAAAAAUAAUUCAUAUCAAACUUAUCAAUUCAGGUUGAGAAUAUCAGGUAUAAAAGAAUGCUAAUUAAUAAACCCUAUGGAUGGAGUGCUUCAUCCUUGUGCACAUAAGUAGCAGUUUUAUCAUAUGUUCACCUGUCUAACCUCGUAGGUUUUCUACAGGUCCUCCGGUUUCCUCCCACUGCUAUAGGCGCCUACGUGCAAGCGAAUUAUUGAAAUAAAAUUGAACCAUGUGUUAGUCCCGAAAUGACCUAGUUUGUGUCAAGUGGACAUUAAACCCCAUUUCUCUCUCUCUUUUAUCAUAAGUGUGUGUCAUAUUUUAUUGCUCUAUCCAGUUACUAUAUAAUUCAUAAUUCAAACUUAUUUUUAAUUCAGAUUGUGUUUAUCAGGUUUAAGAGAAUGCUAAUAGAUGAAGUAUUUUAAUUUAUAAACUAUUACACAUAUGAAGCACUUCAUCCUUGUGCACAUUAAGAGCGCACUAAUGAUCAAAAGUGUAUGUCAUAGUUUAUUGUGAAUACCAGGUUUAAGAGAAUGCUAAUAGAUGAAGUAUUUUUAUUAGUAAACUAUUAACAAAUAUAUAAAGCACUUCAUCCUUGUGCACAUUGAGAGCGCACUAAUGAUCAUGUGGUCACACUUACGGAAAAAACAGCUACUGAUUUAUUUAGUUGGAUAACACCGCCCAAAUAAAUAAGUAGCUGUUUUUAUCAUAGUUUAUUGUGAAUGUCAGGUUUAAAAGAAUGCCAAUAGAUGAAGUAUUUUAAUUCAUAAACAAGAACACAUGCUUAUGGGGAAACUGCUCUGAUUUAUUUAACUUGAUAACGUCGUCCAAAUAAUUAAGUAGCUGUUUUAUCAUAGUUUAUUGUGAAUGUCAGGUUUAAAAGAAUGCCAAUAGAUGAAGUAUUUUAAUUAAUAAACGAGAACACACACUUAUGGGGAAACUGCUCUGAUUUAUUUAACUUGAUAACGUCGUCCAAAUAAUUAAGUAGCUGUUUUAUCAUAGUUUAUUGUGAAUGUCAGGUUUAAAAGAAUGCCAAUAGAUGAAGUAUUUUAAUUAAUAAACGAGAACACACACUUAUGGGGAAACUGCUCUGAUUUAUUUAACUUGAGGGGGGUUGGGAUGGCCUAGUGGUCUAGAGUGCCGCGCUUCGACCUCUGGCUGGCCGGUCACCUCUGGCUUGCGGCUGUGGUUUCGAGCCCUGGUGUGAGCGUAUGUGGCAUGGAGAUAGGGGCGCCUUCUCAACCUCGUGGGUUUCCUCCGGGCGCUCCGGUUUCCUCCCACUGCUAAAGACCUCUACGCGCAAGCGAAUUAUUGAAAUAAAAUUAAACCAUAUGUUAGUCCCGAAAUGACCUAGUUGUGUCGAGUGGACGUUAAACCCCAUUUCUCUCUCUCUCUCUCUAUUUAACUUGAUAACGUCGUCUAAAUAAAUAAGUAGCUGUUUUAUCAUAAGUAUGUGUUAUAGUUUAUUGCUCUGUCCAGUUUCUAAAUGCCUCUCAAAAAGAUUAUUUUAAUUAAGUUUUACCAGAGUAAUAUAUAUGUUAUGUUUAUACAUUGUAUAUGUACUACAAGUUGUAAAUAACAAUCUAUAAAUAAUAUUAAUAAAGAAAUGAAAUGUAUGAUAUUAUAAAAUUACAUGAGACCAGGAUAUAGAAACAUAUUAAAUAAAUUAUUCAUCAUCAUCGA
Messenger RNA from Patella vulgata (common limpet), 4278 nucleotides. RefSeq names its product EF-hand domain-containing protein 1. Gene Ontology annotation, biological process: cilium-dependent cell motility; mitotic spindle organization; mitotic cytokinesis. The transcript has 10 exons. NCBI's taxonomy places the organism in Eukaryota, Metazoa, Mollusca, Gastropoda, Patellidae. Gene Ontology annotation, cellular component: axoneme; mitotic spindle. The coding region runs from base 125 to 2056 and encodes 643 amino acids. Gene Ontology annotation, molecular function: calcium ion binding; alpha-tubulin binding. The record is from RefSeq and is a predicted model, not a curated record.